GGAAGCGGGAGAGAGAUUCACUUUCUUUCGUAAGGACGCAAUAUAGGUCAAUGUGUGGUUAUUGUUGGUUGAGCUCGUGAACAUUAAGAGCCUCCUUCUGAGGCUAGACUAGACGGUCGGAUUCUCGGAUUGUAAACAACACAAUCUAUCUUACGACUGUUCCAAGAGUUUAAUCGAAGAGUUGACGUUUAAUAAUGUGAAUAAGUGCGUUUUGGUGCGAUUGUAUUAUUUCGAAUACGUAGUAAUGAUUCACGGAAUGUGUUUGCAAAUUUAUUCGUUACUUGUUUAUUAUUAAUAAUAUGUGCUCGAAAUAUGCCAUCAUUUUUGGUAUUGUUUGGAUUCAUGUAGUCAGUUUUCCUAUCAUUGUUACCUCGCAAUCUUAUGACUUUUUUAAUGACUGGUCACCAUCAUUUUUCAAUCAUGAUACUGAGAAUAUAUUAUCCGCACCACACUAUCGAUUACCUCACUCAACGACACGAAAUCGUAGGCCGAUUCGACAGUUGAUUUUUCCAGAUUCACGAGAGACUACAAAUGAUUUUAAAUUCAGAAAUCCUACAAAUGUACAAUCAUUCAAUUCAGAUAGUCCCGAGCGAUCAUCAGACAAUAAUGGCAAUCAAUGGGCAUACAGUUUACCCCAUUCAUUGAUAAAUGUAACCGAUGAAGAAAAAAUAACAGAGUAUACGAGCGCAAGGAGGCCAAAACUAACUGUCGGAUUUGCCCAAGACUUAGGCAUACCUAAUGAAUCACCCAGCAUUCAAGGAUACAGUUUUACAGAUCCUGCUUUCGCUACAUACGCCGCUAAGACUGCUCCAGACCAAAGUUCUCGUGGAUUAUCUCCCGAAGCUAUUUCUAAAAUAACUGAAACUCUAGGCGCAAUAAAUACCGUUGGAAGAUACCUCGUUAAUUACACAAGAGGUGCUGCUUCACCUAGCGAUCUUUUUGCCAACAAUAAUGUCGUUGAUCAAGCAGCAACAGCUCAUGUUCCUAAACCGAACGAAGACUUACCUAAAGCAAUUUAUACUAUAAGUAAAAAUGUGCUCGGUCGUAACAUGACCGACACAAUAGCUCCAAUAGUCAAGGGUGCUUUACCACCCCUCGUAACUUUAACCUCUGGAAAAGUGGUUAUCCCCGAGUCGAGCGAAGGAAUCACUCGACCUUGUACGACACCGGACGGUAUUUACGGAAACUGUGAAGAUCUUAGCAACUGUCCGCAAUUACUUUUGAAUCUAAGUCAUCUACGACAGUCUAUUUGUUUCAAGAGUUUGUUCGUACCAGGUGUAUGCUGUCCUCGAAAAGCAAUCACUGAGACAGUAACAAAUGAUAAACCAAAACCUGAAGUGCAAGUAACAAGCCUGGCUACUACCACCAGAAGGCCUUUAAUUCUUACAACAAAUACCAAACCUCAGCUGAUCGCAGUACCAACAACACCCUAUCCUAUUACAAGUACAAGUGAAGAUUGUGGUCUUCCUCAAGUAGAAAAAUUCCGCGUGGUUGGAGGAGAUGAAUCAUUACCGGGUCGGUGGCCGUGGAUGGCAGCUAUAUUUUUGCACGGAAGUAGACGGACUGAAUUUUGGUGUGGAGGUGCUCUAAUAGGACCGAAACACAUUUUGACUGCGGCUCAUUGCACCAGAGAUUCUAGGCAAAGACCUUUCAACGCUCAUCAAUUUACUGUUAGACUCGGUGAUGUCGAUUUAAGAAGAGACGACGAACCAUCCUCUCCCGAAACUUAUUACGUAACCGACGUCAGAGCACAUCCAAGAUUUAGCAGAGUUGGCUUCUACAAUGAUAUCGCAGUUUUAGUUUUAGAUCGAAAAGUCAAAAAGAAUAAAUAUACCAUUCCAUUGUGCUUACCGUCAGUUUCCCUAAAAGCAGAAAAAUUUAUCGGCCAAAAACCUACUGUUGUUGGAUGGGGAACAACGUAUUACGGUGGAAAAGAAAGUACGGUACAAAGACAAGUUGAAUUACCUGUAUGGAAAAAUGAAGAUUGCGAUAAAACGUACUUUCAACCAAUAACCGAAAAUUUCAUUUGUGCUGGUUUAAAAGAAGGAGGCAAAGAUGCUUGCCAGGGCGAUUCUGGAGGACCAUUAAUGUUACGAAGAGAUGGACGUUGGGUUCAAAUUGGUAUUGUGUCAUUUGGUAAUAAAUGUGGAGAACCAGGCUAUCCUGGAGUGUAUACCAGAGUUACUCAGUAUUUAGAUUGGAUCCAGGAAAAUUUAGUAUGAAAACAACGUUCAUAUGUGCCAUUUGUUAUUGUCAUCUAGCACAUUUUACCUUUAACAACGCUGAUAAAAUGAAAAGCCUUUUUUUGAAGUAACUUAAAAAAAAACAUUAUUUAUAUUAUUGGCUACAAUUUUGAUGGGUUUUCUCAUAUUUAUGCCGCGUUUUAAAUCUUUCGAAUGAUUUCAAAAUAAACAAUUGGCUUUCUAAUUACUAAAAAUAAGGAAGAUUUUUAGUGUCUUGAAAAAGGCCUACAUUAGUAGUACCUCAACCGCUACGAAGAGUCAUACGUAGGCCUACCUUAUUUGAACUAUAUAAUAAUUUUGACAUAGGCUGUGUGCAAUUGCAAACUCUUUUUCUUUUUUUUAAAGUGUAUCUAUAGAAAACUAUUUAACAGAGCAUUCCAUAAAGUAAAAAAAAAUACUAUUAUAAUUUAAUAAAAAUACAUGAAACGAAAACAACUUUUUUUUUAGGUUUGUUAUUUGGGAAACUUUUAGUUGAGCAAAAAUACCUCGAGGAGAUGAAAAGACAUGCUGCGUGUUUUUCUCCUGUUUUGGUCUUUUUUCAAAUUUAUUCGAGUAGCUCUGACAAAAUAAAGCUACAAACGAAAUACUUGCUUUUUUUAAUCUUCUGGAGUUGAUUUACAUAGGUACCUUCCUACCAUCCUACUUACCUACCUACCUGUGUAUCUGCCUUCUGCAUAUUUUAUAAACAUAUUAAUUAAACCUAAAAUUAACAUUUUUGUACUUUUUUAAAAGAAGUUUCAUACAAUUUUUGAAAGUUUUUGCAUUUACGUGUAAUUGAAAAUACAUAUUUAUUUCGUCAAA
This is a messenger RNA of Planococcus citri (citrus mealybug), 3044 nucleotides long. Its product is annotated as proclotting enzyme. The coding region runs from base 300 to 2222 and encodes 640 amino acids. Lineage: Eukaryota; Metazoa; Arthropoda; Insecta; Hemiptera; Pseudococcidae. Gene Ontology annotation, biological process: proteolysis. Gene Ontology annotation, molecular function: serine-type endopeptidase activity. The transcript is spliced from 10 exons. The record is from RefSeq and is a predicted model, not a curated record.